Messenger RNA from Pyricularia pennisetigena, 1731 nucleotides. RefSeq lists its product as uncharacterized. The record is from RefSeq and is a predicted model, not a curated record. The coding region runs from base 1 to 1731 and encodes 576 amino acids. The transcript has 2 exons. Lineage: Eukaryota; Fungi; Ascomycota; Sordariomycetes; Magnaporthales; Pyriculariaceae.
AUGCAUCACGCAAACAUCUAUUCGGCCAGCCCAAGAAGACCUGCGACGCUCGACACAGUCUACAGCAGCGACACACGGCGACAGACUAGACCCUGUGAUCUGGAACCGACCUCUGCUGCCUCUCGGGCGUGCACAGCAUUUACUUUCCCUGCGUGGGAGAACUCAAGUGCAGAACAGGCCAACGACCAAACUGCGAUGGACGGAUCAGGGGCGAGUCCCAGUGAGCGACAGUUUCUCGAAGCUGUUGGCGCUGAUGGGCGUGUUGACCAUGAAAGCAGCCAAGAGCGAGAAUACCGGGAACAGUCAGCGCUCGGGUGUCCCAGUAGCUUGAACUACACUUCAUGCUCCGACGCGAGCUUGCACCAUGGACAGCAACCAGGCUUGUAUCGCCUUGAAGAAGCCAGACUUCAUGAUGCGAGCACAGAAGUAGCUGAGCAAGAAGCUGCUGCCACGUACAUGCAAAUAUGCGAGAGCCAAGACCAGAUCAAACGUAGGGAUGUAUUACUCGGGCUGUGGAACGAGAUGUCCUGCGAUUUCGCGGCGAAGGCGAGGCUUCUACGCUUCGAUUCGCGACUGCCGGAGAGCAACCGCGCGCCGUUGGCAGUGGCCCUUGACCAGAUGGAGGCAUAUCAUGUACAGGUCGUCAAAUACUGCAUGAUGCAUGUAGAUGGCUUUCUAGAUUAUGGCUUCAACUGCUUUUUGAGUGGAGAGCAAAGACACAAGGACAAUGCCGACAGCUCCGGAAAACCCAAUGACCACAGUCGCACAUUGGGCGCCAAUCAAGUCUGGACAAGAAUUCAACCUUUGGCAAUAGGAAUCGAUGCUUGCGCUCAUCACUUGGUAAAAGACUCACCCGAGGCUGGCCAUGAGGCGUACAGCGGAGACGAGCAGCGAGGGCAUACCAUCUUCGAGAACAGCCCCGACGGGGCCAGCAACUAUAGAAAAGGAGAAGAAUCAUCAAGAUCUGGCACUGGGGGCCAAACCAUGACGGAUUUGCGCGAAUCCUCGAUUGCCCUGGCCACAGAAGACUCGAGUACCAUCCUUACAUCGGCGGCGAUGCGCUUUUCCGCAGUGUCUCAUGAUGGAUUUUCGACAAGCGGUAAGGUAUCUACAACAAGUGACCAUUCGCCUGAAGAAGCUAGAAACAGCCAGCGUGCUGCCGACAAAGGAAAAUCGGUAUAUACCGCGCCGGACCACGCUUCUGCUCACAGUACGACGAAUUCGAUGCGAAUGAAGCGACUUAAGGCAGUGAUCCUCAGCCUUGACCGUGCAUGCUCCCAGCUUGGCGAGAUGGCCGACCUGAUGGAGGAUAUAAAUCGGAAGCUGCGCAGCAACUACCACGUCCUCCCCGUCGGUGUCCGGCACAGAUUCAGCCAGGUACUCACGCAAAAGUCAGCCAAGCUCAGCAACAUCGGAUACCAGUUUUGCCACCGGAUGGCUUGCGAGACAACAAGGAUCGAGCUUGUCUUAGCCUCGGCUGCUGUUCCACCGGAAGUCCAGGGUAUCGACGGAACUGAAGCGGACUCAGGAUGCCGCGACUACCAAAGGGGAAGCUGUAUGCGGCCUUUGCAGCCAAAAAUGCACGCUGCCCUUCUGAUGAGCCCUGAAGCUGGGGAUAAGCGCGAGGAUCGAGGCCUGGGGCGUUUACUGAGGGUUUUGCCUGCGCUGAACUGUCUUGUCACAACGGGGCCGAACUGUAUGGUUGAUCAUACUGGUGAGUUUGGUUACUAG